CAACCUUUUUUUUUAGUAUUUUGUUAAUCGCACACUGUGUUUCAUAAACAAUGUUAUAACUAUUAAUAUAUACUUAAAUACUAUUAAUUAAUGUAUUUGGGAUCAUGGAUCACACCUGUUGAGGAAUGGUUGACAGCAAAGAUACUUUUUGGAUGGAUAAACUUCAUUAUAAAUAUUUAUAAGAAAAUUUUUUUAAAAAAAUGAAAUUAAUUGAGUUUUUUUUUCUAAGUUAAAAUUAAUUUCUAUAUUUAUUUUAUUUAAAUUUUCAAAAAAAAAGUAUUACAUAAUUAAUUUUAAUUUUAAAAAACUCAUUAUUUUAUCUUCGUAUUUUAAUCUCGUAUAAAUAUACAUUUUUAUUAAAUAAUUUAUACAAACAUGACCUAAAUCUUAAAAAACAAAUACUCGAGUUUUGAGGUAGUGUUUAAUUUUUUUUGAACAAAUCUGAGGUAUUGAUUAAUAAACAUUAGGCAUAUCUUCUUAUUCCGUGGUUGAUCUUGAUCAGCAUUGUUUGACAGCAAAAAAAAAAUAGUAAGUUUUGGUCUUUGAGGUAUUGAUUAAUAAAUAAACAAUUAACAUAUAUUUAUAAAUAUUUUAAUUAUUUAAAAUGAUUUUAUUAAUUACUGUCAGAUAAUGGUUAAAGAUAAAAAGAAAAUGUAAAUUUUUGUUUCUUAAUAUAUCUACUUGGAAAGAUGAUACAUGGUCAAUAAUAAAAUUAAUAUAUUUAUAUAUUUUAAAAAUAUUUUGAACUUCUUUUCCCAAGUUGGAUUUAUCAUGUUAAUAAUUUUACUCAUAGGAAUAAUUAAAUUUUUUAUUUUUACAUUAAAAAAAUUAACAAGUUUUUUUUCUUGAAUAAUAUUGUAAUGUUCUUCAUUGUCUUUAAUCGCAAAGUCUAACCACCAUCCAUAUCCAUUGAUCAAACAGUAUCAUGUUUUUUUGCAUAAAUUCCAACCUAGCUAGCUAUCAUGACUUUGUAAUAUGUUACUCUCUUUUACAUGAAAAUGCAGUCAGAAAUCAAUUUUUUAGGAAGGAUUUCUCAUCCAAACCUGGUCAAGCUUUUGGGCUAUUGUUGUGACGAUGUUGAAUUUCUUCUUGUGUACGAGUUCAUGCCAAAGGGAAGCUUGGAGAAUCACCUUUUUAGAAGAAAUACUAAUACAGAACCACUCUCUUGGAACACUCGACUGAAAAUAGUUAUUGGUGCUGCUCGUGGCUUGGCUUUCUUACAUACCUCAGAAAAACAAAUCAUAUACAGAGAUUUCAAAGCAUCAAAUAUACUACUUGAUGAGGAUUACAAUGCAAAAAUCUCAGAUUUUGGCUUGGCCAAAUUGGGCCCUUCUGCGGGAAAUUCACAUGUGACUACUCGGAUCAUGGGCACAUAUGGCUAUGCUGCUCCAGAAUACAUUGCAACAGGACACUUGUAUGUGAAGAGUGAUGUGUAUGGUUUUGGUGUAGUGCUACUUGAAAUGCUGACAGGUUUGCGUGCACUUGAUAAAAAUCGGCCCAUAGAGCAACAGAACCUAGUUGAAUGGGCAAAGCCUUCUCUCUCUAAUAAAAGAAAGUUGAAAAGCAUUGUGGAUGAGAGGAUAGAGGGUCAGUAUUCAGCUAAAGAAGCAUGGAAAAUGGCACAACUUACUCUAAAAUGCCUUGAACGUAAUCAUAGAAAACGUCCUCAUAUGAAAGAUGUUGUCGAGACAUUGGAAUGCAUCCAGGCUAUCAAAGAUAAAAGGAAGUAAUUCAAGAAACAUUGCACUAACUUUGCACAAUUUCCAAUAGUCAAAAAAACUUGGUUGAAUAUGACAAAGAUGUUGCAUCAACAUGUGUAGCUAGCAAACUAGUCUGAAUCCAAAGUUCAGUGUAUAACUAACUUGAUUUACAGUUAGUGUAAGUAGUUAGAUAUGUUACUGCUUGAGGAUUAAUUUGUUAUAUUUGAGUAGGUGUACCAUUGUCUCAUUCUAGCUUAGUUUUAGUUUCCUAUUCUAUAAAUACAUGUAAUUCUUUUCAUAUAUACUAAUACAAUGAGUUACUUGAAUUU
Cajanus cajan (pigeon pea) is the source of this 2029-nucleotide messenger RNA. RefSeq names its product putative serine/threonine-protein kinase PIX13. Gene Ontology annotation, biological process: protein phosphorylation. Lineage: Eukaryota; Viridiplantae; Streptophyta; Magnoliopsida; Fabales; Fabaceae. The record is from RefSeq and is a predicted model, not a curated record. Gene Ontology annotation, molecular function: ATP binding; protein kinase activity.